Messenger RNA from Leptosia nina, 702 nucleotides. The record is from the annotation of a GenBank genome assembly. Lineage: Eukaryota; Metazoa; Arthropoda; Insecta; Lepidoptera; Pieridae.
AUGAGUAUUGACAUUGGAGGUAUGAGGAUUAGGUAUAAGGACAAAGAUGAAACAUUCUUAGAGAAGCAUUUAGUAUCUAAAGAACCAUUUGGCCAAUUUAAAGCAUGGUUCGAAGAAGCAUGUAGUAGAAAGGAAAUUCUGGAACCAAAUGCUAUGUGCUUAGCUACGGCUACUCAAGAUGGUAUUCCCUCUGCCCGAUUUGUGUUAUGUAAAGGGUAUGGCAAGGAUGGUUUUAAAUUUUUCACAAAUUAUGGAAGUAGGAAAGCUAGGGAAAUGGAUGAAAAUCCAAAUGUGGCAGCAACUUUCUAUUGGGAAGUGCUGAACAGAUCUGUGAGAAUUGAGGGUUAUGUUGAGAAACUGUCAGCGGAGGAAUCUACUGCAUACUUCCAUUCACGCCCAGUACCAAGUCAGGUAGCUGCUUGUGCUAGUUAUCAGAGUACACCAAUUGAGUCUAGAGAUAUACUUUGUGAAAGAGAAAGUGUAUUGGAAGCAAAUUAUAUGAUUCCAAAUAAGGAAGUACCAAAGCCUGACUACUGGGGUGGUUAUAUACUUCGGCCAAAAGCUGUGGAAUUUUGGCAGGGACAAAGAGAUCGCUUACAUGAUCGCAUAAAAUUUAGGAAGCCAAAAAAUAGUGAGACUCCAGAUGGAAAGAUCUUACAUGAAGGAGAAGAUGGUUGGGUAUAUGAAAGACUUUCCCCCUAA